Messenger RNA from Solanum verrucosum, 2810 nucleotides. RefSeq names its product elongation factor G, chloroplastic. The record is from RefSeq and is a predicted model, not a curated record. Gene Ontology annotation, biological process: mitochondrial translation; translational elongation; ribosome disassembly. The transcript is spliced from 4 exons. Bases 49 to 2412 code for a protein of 787 amino acids. Gene Ontology annotation, molecular function: translation elongation factor activity; GTP binding; GTPase activity. NCBI's taxonomy places the organism in Eukaryota, Viridiplantae, Streptophyta, Magnoliopsida, Solanales, Solanaceae. Gene Ontology annotation, cellular component: chloroplast; mitochondrion.
AGUACAAAUACACACACAGUAGACCAGAAAAACAGAGAGGAGAAAAAAAUGGCAGCAGAGUCAGUGACAAGAAUGUCAUCUGCUGCUUCUUCACUCUGUAACUUUAAUGGGUCUCAAAGACCCGUACCCGUGUCUAACCGGGUCACUUCUUCUCGGAGGAAUCGAUGUGUUAAACUACAGUCGCUUGCUUCUGCUUCCAUGUCUGAAUUCUUUGGAAGCUCACGAGUGUUCUCUGUUAAUGGUUCUAGAAGCUUAGGAUUAUCUCAGAAAACAAGAAAGAAUGGAUUUUCUGUUAUUGCUAUGGCUGCAGCUGAAGAGGAGAAGAGAACAGUUCCUUUGAAGGACUAUCGUAAUAUAGGAAUUAUGGCUCAUAUAGAUGCAGGGAAGACAACUACAACGGAACGUGUCCUUUACUAUACUGGCAGAAACUAUAAAAUUGGUGAAGUGCAUGAGGGAACUGCCACAAUGGACUGGAUGGAGCAAGAGCAAGAGAGGGGGAUUACAAUUACUUCUGCUGCUACUACCACCUUCUGGAACAAGCAUCGUAUCAACAUUAUUGAUACUCCUGGUCACGUGGACUUCACUCUUGAAGUGGAGCGUGCCCUUAGGGUUUUAGAUGGUGCCAUAUGCUUGUUUGACAGUGUUGCUGGUGUGGAACCUCAAUCAGAAACUGUUUGGAGACAAGCUGAUAAGUAUGGAGUCCCAAGGAUAUGUUUCGUAAAUAAGAUGGAUCGUCUUGGAGCUAAUUUCUUCCGAACAAGAGACAUGAUAGUAACAAACUUGGGUGCUAAACCACUUGUAAUUCAGAUUCCAAUUGGUGCAGAGGAUACAUUCAAAGGAUUAGUUGAUCUUGUGAUGAUGAAAGCUAUUGUUUGGUCCGGAGAAGAAUUAGGGGCAAAGUUUUCCUAUGAGGACAUUCCUGCUGAUCUUCAAGAGCUAGCUGAGGAGUAUAGGGCACUGAUGAUUGAGACCGUAGUUGAAUUGGAUGAUGAUGUUAUGGAGAAAUACCUGGAAGGAGUUGAACCUGAUGAGGCAACCAUCAAACAGUUGAUCAGGAAGGGAACUAUCUCUGGCAAUUUUGUCCCUGUAUUGUGUGGCUCUGCUUUCAAGAACAAGGGGGUUCAGCCACUUCUCGAUGCAGUUGUGGAUUAUUUGCCUUCUCCAGUUGACGUGCCACCCAUGAAUGGAACCGACCCUGACAACCCUGAAGUGAUCAUUGAGAGGGCCCCAAGUGAUGAUGAACCAUUUACUGGUUUGGCAUUUAAGAUCAUGAAUGACCCUUUUGUCGGGUCUCUCACAUUUGUCAGGGUAUAUUCAGGAAAGCUUACUGCAGGAUCAUAUGUAUUGAAUGCAAACAAAGGCAGGAAAGAGAGAAUUGGCAGACUUCUGGAAAUGCAUGCUAACAGCAGAGAGGAUGUAAAGACAGCGUUAACUGGUGAUAUAGUUGCUCUUGCUGGAUUGAAAGAUACAAUUACAGGAGAGACAUUGUCUGAUCCCGAGAAGCCUGUUGUGCUUGAGCGCAUGGAUUUCCCAGAUCCUGUUAUAAAGGUUGCAAUUGAACCUAAGACCAAAGCAGACAUUGAUAAGAUGGCGCAAGGCUUAAUAAAACUGGCUCAAGAGGAUCCGUCUUUCCAUUUUUCACGUGAUGAGGAGAUUAACCAGACAGUUAUCGAGGGAAUGGGAGAAUUACAUCUUGAGAUCAUUGUAGAUCGACUGAAAAGGGAAUUUAAGGUGGAAGCUAAUGUUGGAGCUCCACAAGUAAACUAUCGCGAGAGCAUUUCCAGGAACGCAGAAGUGAAAUACGUGCACAAGAAGCAGUCUGGUGGUUCAGGACAGUUUGCUGAUAUCACAGUAAGGUUUGAACCCAUGGAAGCAGGCGGUGGAUAUGAAUUCAAGAGUGAAAUCAAGGGAGGUGCAGUGCCAAAAGAAUAUAUUCCAGGUGUUAUGAAGGGAUUAGAAGAAUGCAUGAGUAACGGGGUACUGGCAGGCUUUCCCGUUGUUGAUGUUCGUGCUGUGCUAGUAGAUGGCUCUUACCAUGAUGUGGAUUCAAGUGUUUUGGCAUUCCAGCUGGCUGCUCGGGGAGCUUUUAGGGAAGGGAUGAGAAAAGCUAGUCCACAAUUGCUGGAACCCAUAAUGAAGGUUGAAGUAGUAACACCAGAAGAACAUCUAGGAGAUGUGAUUGGUGACCUUAAUUCAAGGAGAGGUCAGAUCAACAGCUUUGGAGACAAACCGGGAGGUCUCAAGGUGGUGGAUGCUUUAGUUCCAUUAGCAGAGAUGUUCAAUUACGUUAGUACUUUGCGAGGGAUGACAAAGGGUCGUGCAUCUUACGUUAUGCAAUUAGCCAAAUUUGACGUUGUCCCUCAACACAUUCAAAACCAGCUUGCCAAAAAGGAGGAAACGGCAGCCGCUUAGUCUGUCAUCUUCCAGAUUUUGGAUCCACAAACUUGAAAAUAGGUAUUUUUACUCGACGAAGAUAUUAAGGCUUGCACAACAUUCUUUUUGUACGUACUAGCAUGAAACACCGAUGGAGAAUAGCUGAUAUUUAGUUAUACGUCUGAGUUUUUUCAGCCAUUUGUGUAUGUCGUUGAAUUUAUAAGCUGAGACUCCGAAGGGACGGAAGAAAGAAAGGACUAAAUGUGUAUACAUGCAUUUAAGAUAUCUCUGCAUCCAAAGAAGCAUCAAUAUUUUAGGGCAAGAUUGAGUGUGCCCUGAUUUUGGGAUUAUCUUUCUUACUAUAGAAGAAACAAGUAUAUGCUUUGUAACAAUUUGAUGCUCUUUAUUGAGAUCUUAGGUGUAACAUCUGACGGUUU